CAUAAACACUUACAUGUUUAAAUUGUAUGUGUUUAAAAUCGAAAUGAAUCUGAAUUCGAUUAAAAUAAUUGAUAUGUUUGCUACGUUCUCACUUUAAUCAUCUACUUCCGGGAAUAUCGGGUCUCCAUGGAAACGCGUUGCCAGGGUAACGCACGCGCUUCGAAGCCGAGGUCAGGUUUGUCCGACUAUCGGAAAUAAUUUACCUCCAAAUUCUUCUGUUGUUUUAGAGAAAACUUUUCUUCUGACUCGCUGUUGACACUAAAGUAGGUGUCACUCACACUGACCUGAACAGUAUGGAGGCUGAUCAGGACACGACAAAGGAUCGACUGAGGCUCCAGUUUCAGAUGCUGCAGGAACAGCAGGUGCAGCGUCUUCACAAGCGGCUGGAGAAAAAGAAACAGAUCUCUUUUGAGACAGAAAAGGACGAGAUGAGCUCAAACGGGCUGAACAGUCUGGGCCUGUCUGAGGAUGAGCAAGACUCAGAAUCCAGCUCCAGACAGCCGAAGAAGGAUAACGAUCAACUCCAGGAGCAGGUCAGGGAGCUGCGUGAUGAGAGUGGACGACUCCAUAAACUCCUGAGUGAAAAGGAGUUCGAAAUCAAGUACCUGAAGAAGAAGAGGGAGGAGGACAGGCUGGCUAUAGUGGGCACAGCAGGACUGGCAGGAGAUGCAGCAGCAACCAAGAUCGUGGAGCUUUCGAAGAAGAAUCGUGAGCUCUCGGCAGAAAUGGAGAGAGAGAAAGUCAAGAGCAAACAGCUAACCAACAGAGUGAGAGAGCUCGAGAGAGAGCUGCAAGAUAAAGCAGUAUUCAGUAACGAUGUGAAAGGAAACCACAAAGUGGAUCUGAAGAGCACACAGCAAGAGACCACCCCACUGGUGAAGUCUCUACAGGAGAAGCUGAACACGGCUCAGUUUAAAAUGAGUGAAUAUCGCAACCAGAUCCAAGCUGUGAGACAGGAGCUGAAGGUCGCACACAAGGCUCUGUGCAGUGAGGUCGGUGAGGAUGUGUGUUUACAGCAGAUCCUCAGUACUCCAGGAAACUGGAGAGGACGAGCGCAGCAGAUCCUGGCCUUACAGAACCGAGUGAAAGAUCUGGAACAGCAACUCGACUCAGCAUCCAACAGAAAUCAGCUGGGAGAGUUCAGUCCAGAGCAGUGCAUGCUGGGAAAGGGAGUCCAUCAGAGGAAACAGGACAAGAACCAGAGCUACAUCCGCACCCUAGAGAGAGACAGGAAAGAGGCACUGGAGAAGCUGAGUGGUGAGUAUGAGCUCAUACUGAAUGAGCACGCUGAGUUAAAGAAGAAACUGGAGAGCAGCAAAGCAAGGAACCACAUCCUUAGUGCUGAGCUCAAACACCUCAAAUCUCAAAUCUGCAAACUGACCGAGAAGGGACAGCACGACAACGAGCUCAUCGACACACUACUGAAGCAGCAGGCUCAGCUUCACACUGUGUUGAGUCGUCUGGGUGAGAAAGAGGUGCAGCGUGACAAUACAGAGCAGAAACAGGACACACAGGAGGCUCAGAGACACAACGACAUGAUCACACAGCUCAAACUGAUGGUGAAGGAGAGAGAGGAGAAAGUUCAGGAGCUCGAGCAGGAAAUCCAGCAGCUCAAACUCACCAAACUGGAGACAAAAGACACUGAGGGGAAGAUUAGCCACAUAGAGGAAGGAGACAGGAGGUCCAGCUCUGCCAGGUCAGUUUCAAAAAUGGGACACAAACUCAUAGAUUCAGCCCUGACAUUGUCUCCUGGAGAUCCCUCUGAUCUCAGAGAUGGUUCGGAGGCUCGGUGCUCUGUAUGUGCUGCUCUACAGGUUCAGUCUUCAGAGUUUAAAGCACUGUGUCAGGCAGCUAAUGUGGAGAGAGACCGACUGCUGGAGCUCACUAAAGUUCAACAGAAGAGGGAAGUCGAUGCCAUUCAGAAGUGUGCAGAUGCCGAGCAGAAGCUCCGGGAAGAACGUCACCGCUGUGUGCUUCUGGAGCAGCAGCUGGAGAGACUCAAGUUAGACUCUGAAAAAGCACAAAGAGUCCAUCGCAGCAGGACAGGGAGCUUGAAUGUAUCUGAGAAACAGGACAGCAGUCUUUUACACAGAAGAGCCGUGGUGUCAGCGCACCAUGCCCAGGCCAGUGAACUCAGCUCACGACACGCUGCCCAGCAGGAGGAGCUAGAGGCUCUGAGGUCAUCGCUGGAGCAAGUUUUGCAGGCUAAAGAGGAGGACCUGCAGCUCUACAGCACCAUGAUCAGUCAGGUCAAGCAAGUCUUCAUUCAGGCUCUCCGGCAACACAAACAGAGUUCAAACCCAGAAACGUAGCGUAACGGUCUUCUUCCCUUCCGUCAGAUGUGGACUCCUGCAGACGCAGAGCAUUGCAGCUCCGAAAGCCUAGCAAUCCGGAUGGCCAGCGUUUUAUCAGUUAGGCUGAUACCAGAUUUUAGCGUAGAGGCUCUAUUGUAGCCCAAAAUCUAACAUCACAUGUAACAUCAGCCAACUAGAUCAAGUACCAUGAGCCUCACGGUAAAUAUACAUUGACCCUAUUUACUGUAGAGUGUCACCCAGAUGAGGAUGAGGAUCCCUUCUGAGUCUGGUUCCUCUCAAGGCCUCAUCUCAUCUCAGGGAGUUUGUCCUCACCGCCGUCACCUCCGGCCUGCUCAUUAGGGAUAGGGAUAGAUGUAUAGUAUCUUAAAUUUAAAAUUUUAAUCUCUAAUUGUAUAUAUUCAUUUAUUUCUUUAUAAAAAUGUAACCUUCAAACAUUAGAUUUCAAUCUUCAAGCUUAAGAUCUUAGUAGCUGGGCUUCAGAUCUUGGCCUAAUUGCUGUAUUUUAGGCUUCAUAUCAUGGAUUUUAGCUUCCAGGCCACACCAUGUUAUCGAGCUCCAUGUUAUCUUAGCUGCUAGAGUUUAACAUCAUAAUCCAGGAUUUUAGCAAAUCAUUAUUAUUUAGAUAUUAAUCUAAAAAAUCUUUCUAUUCAGUUCGUGUAUUGUUGAUUCCAUUUCCCAGAUGUUCAGCUCUACACCUAUCAGCUCCAAGGAUUUUAGUCUUCCAGGCCCCAGAUCACGGCCUGCUCUGUCCCUAACCUAGACACCGGGGUUGUAGACAUCCAUCUGUCUGUGUAUUGAAGCUGAAGCUGCUAAUCUUAAUGAGACUGUGCUAAUCCAGACAAAAUAAUCGAUCAGAUACGGACAAGGUAAAGACGAGACGUGGACAUGGCCGCCACCCUGAGCCGAUAAGACCGCCACCCUGAGCCGAUAAGAGCCGAAAAAAAGAGCUUCGUUUUCAUUUAUGUCGCUGUCAGUUUCUUUCUGCUAACUGGAAUAAAAUAUAAAUAAUCAUUUUAAA
Tachysurus fulvidraco (yellow catfish) is the source of this 3333-nucleotide messenger RNA. RefSeq names its product coiled-coil domain-containing protein 13. Gene Ontology annotation, cellular component: centriolar satellite. The record is from RefSeq and is a predicted model, not a curated record. The transcript is spliced from 15 exons. The coding region runs from base 294 to 2312 and encodes 672 amino acids. Lineage: Eukaryota; Metazoa; Chordata; Actinopteri; Siluriformes; Bagridae. Gene Ontology annotation, biological process: cytoplasmic microtubule organization; non-motile cilium assembly.